AUGACCAAAACACGAGCGCCUCUAUUAUGGCGUCAACUACACCAAACCCUCAAUCCUACAUCUCAAUCCCUCCGCACAAGCGCGCAAGCAUGCACAGCUUUGUCCCGUCAUCAUGCACGACCCUUCCACACCACCGAACACCGACCAGCACGCCAAGCACCAUCCCUCCGAGAUGCUGAGCGGCACAAAGUUCCCACUGGGGGCAAAGAUGUAUAUAAACUUAAAAAUGGCUUGAGCGUUGACCGCGAUGGUUUCUGGUGGGGUGCGCUCAGUGCAGAUGUGAACAUUAUGCUCGGAGAGUUCGAGGAAGCCGCGCAUAUCCUCUACGAAAUGUCUAAUGAAAUGAACCUGAUCCCCCCAGGUGUUAAUUUCGCAACCUUCAAGUCUGUCGGCGAGCAGGUGAUCAGGAAGUCGCACUCCGAACUUCCCUCGGCGAAGAGCGUGCGCACAAUCUCAAUAGAUGUCGACGCCGUCUACCGAAUCGCGUUCAUGCUUAUGGUCCUCCCAAAAGGCCAACUUGUUUUGGAAUGGACGCGAAACGCCUGCGCACAAGCCAAAUCCCGCCGUGCCCUCACCGAAGUAGUAAACCGGUACAUUGAAAUACCCGCCAUCGACAUCCACCGCAACAACGAGUGGAUUGCGACAGUGAAGGACUUCGCCCUGGUAGACGGUUACCCACAGGCGAUCAUGCUAUACGCGAAGAUCCUCACGUGGCGUGGCGAAACCGCCCAGGCUGCCAGUCUCAUGGAAAAGGAGAUCCUACCCUAUAUCUCGCCCGUGGCUAGGAAGCCCGUCGUAUGGAAAGACCUGACGUUAUAUGGGACUAUGGAUUCGCCGCUGCGGCUGUACAGCCUUGCUAUUGCCGAUACAAAGGGGAUCGCUGCUGCUGCGGAGCUGGUGCGGCGAGCGGCGAUCGAGUACGCGGAGCCAAUUGCGUUGACAGAGAUUGCUAUUGCGCAGCUGGAAACGAAUAACUUUGAGAAAUACGAGGAGUACAUGACCAUGGCGGCGUCGGCGGGGUACGGCAAUGCUUGCUACCACCUUGCGAACUACUACUAUCGAGUUUCGACGGGCGAGUUCGCGUCGGCCGAGGAGGAAGCAGUAAAGAGGAAGCAGGCUAGGAGUGCUGAGGGUGCGGGCUUGUUCGGCUCACUUGAUGGUAUCCGGGAGUGGGCUGGUUCCUUGGUCCACAAGCCUUUGACUCGCAAAGACUAUCUCAAGCUUGCGAGUGAGUGGUACAAUGUUGCUUUUGCAACGGGUGUCUCGAAUGCUGGGUUCAUCUUGGCUCUGAUUUCUCGUAACGCUGGCGAUCUCGAGGAGUCACGCAUGAUGUAUGACGCAGUUCCCCAAGAGAAUCUUCUCAAAUAUUUGCCGGCAAAGGCUCUUCGAGAAUUGGAUACCAGGUGGGAUGACCCGACAUUUGAACCUGGUCUACCGCCUAAGCUCUUGAGACUUGGUUGA
Molecule: messenger RNA, 1461 nt
Organism: Penicillium soppii
Lineage: Eukaryota; Fungi; Ascomycota; Eurotiomycetes; Eurotiales; Aspergillaceae
Exons: 2
Coding region: 1-1461 (486 amino acids)
Molecular function (GO): protein binding
Source: RefSeq, a predicted model, not a curated record